Owenia fusiformis is the source of this 3204-nucleotide messenger RNA. The record is from the annotation of a GenBank genome assembly. NCBI's taxonomy places the organism in Eukaryota, Metazoa, Annelida, Polychaeta, Sabellida, Oweniidae.
CAUUAGGAAAUCAGACUGCUGAUUGGUUCUUUUGUAGUCAAUAUGCCAAUCAAGUUGAUGUAGUAGAGACGGAGUAAACAGCAACCGUGUGUUGUGCUGCUGAAAUUGUUGAACUUUACAAACGAUUUUCUAUCCAAAAUAGAUUAGUGUUGGACUAAUGAAUAUUUCCAUAUUGCAAAAUUCAUUUCAAAGAAACUGAAGGAUGCUAAACGUUCGCUUUAGAAUGGAUAGAAGGACCAUAUUUGGAGUGUUAAUUAUGACCAUGCUUGGAUUUCAAAUUACAAAUGGACAAACUUCAACAUCAGGCCCUGUUGUUCUCACUAUGAAUGACACAACAACAAGUGGGCAGUUAAAUAAGAGCUCAUCAACCAAUGUCACAACAAAUGCUAUCAAUGGUUCUACCACAGAGGCAAUCAAUUCAACAGUAACAACGUCAGCUACAACCAAACCUCCUACAGUUGCAGAUGUUACUAAAGCAUCCACAACUGUUAAAUCUGUUACCCCUAAGGUCACAACUGUUCAAUCAGUUCUUACGUCAAGUAUGGUUAAUAUACCCAUUAGUACAGUGAACCCUGUGGUAGAACCCGAUUAUAAUAGCCCAUUGUUACUGCAGGAAGCUAUGAAAAACACCAUGAAUGUGACAUUUUACGGAAUAUAUAUGAGUGAGUGGAAUGACAAUGGGCUGGAGUGGAAGUUCCGUGCAGGAAUUGCGUACCAAACUAAUGAAUUCUGCGGGGAUAACAUGGACAUUUGUGGUGUCACAAUAAGGCCCAACUCAACAUACACUGGCUUUAAAGACAGUGAUGUCGUCAUUGUUGAUGGGUACCCCAAGGCUGAUAAGAACACCUUGACUGUCAAGUACUACCUGAAGUUUCCACCUGACGUAACAUUGGACUAUGUGCCCCCAACUAACUUCAUUCUUAAUAAGAAUGCUAUAUUCUAUUCUUCUGAUUCUUAUGCUGGAAGAGACAGAGUUGAGGAAAUGACAGGUUUUGCCAUCAUUGGGGUCAGCAAUAAGAGUUAUCUUCCACCUGCCGACCACUUUUGGAAUGUCAUCUUCAUCCCUGUUGCAUUCUUCCUUCUCAUCAUUGUCAUAGUAGCAGCCGUUAGUUGUCACCUUUAUAGGGUAAGAAAGCAGAAGCAGGGACGAAGGGAGAAAAAGGAAAAGCGAAAGGAGAAGAAAGAAUUGAAAACGAAACUGUUGAAUACAAAUCGACUAAAAGAUGACGAUGCAGGAAGUGAGAGUAGUCUAACCAGGAAGAACAAGGUCGGCCCAGGUGACACUCAGCUUGAAAAUGGAAUACACCAGAAUGAUCACUCCCAACCAAAUGGUGAUCAUCUAUUUGUGAUAGAGAAUGAGCGUCCAAUCCCUAAAGCUCUGCCUCCGCAACAUUCCACAGCAGGAGAAGCCACACAUCACAGUCGGCUUCCCGCGCUACCCCCACCAUCAGUCCGAAAAGAAGAUAAGAAGGAGAAAAAGAAAAAGAAAAAGAAGAAGCAUAAGAAAGACAAACAUGGAGCUUUUGAAAACCCAUUGUAUGGCACUGAAGGUGAUAACAUGAUGAGCACAAUGAAUACAACACAUCAACCAAUGAAUAGCACGAUGAACACAACACAACCAAUGAACAGUACAAUGGUAUCUACUCAACAAAUGGACCCAAACCAAAACACUAAUGUGACUAUGGGCGGCAAUAACACAGAACAAUCUAAUGUGCCACAUAAAGAAGUAACAGAGCUUUAAAGAAUUGGAUAUACAACUCCAAAGGUGUGGAUGUGAUCACUUCAACGAGCAAUAUCUCAUUAUAUUAUUUACACGAAAAUAACAUUCAUAUUUAGGUCUGUAGUCAUCUCAUUUAUAAAUUGUAAAUAUUGUAGAUAUAUUAGAAGGUGCUGAUUUCUUGUUUACUAUUAUUAUACAUGAACCAUUUAUUUUAUUUUUGAAUCUGAAUAUUUUCUUUGAAUCUCUAUAAAGCAAAUGUCUAUACUUUCACUUUGACUUAGUUGGAGAGAAUGGGGAGGUUAGGUAAGCCAAUCAACAAUUUCAUUAAAAUUUUAAUGAUGUAAAGAACGUGGUAUAAAACUAUAUGCUACUUCACCUUUUGAAAAAUUAAUUUGGAAAGAACUCCCAUUCAAUGAUACUUCUUUUUUAAUACACUCACAACUUUAUGACAACAUGACACAAAAUAGUAAAGCAAAAAUUGUUAAAGGUUCAAUGCAGAACAUUCGUUGGGUAUCAAACAGACAUAAACAUUAAGAUGUCCUCCCUGUCUCUGUAUCUGUUUCAUUUUUUAAUAUCAUUUCAAAAUCUUUAGCAAGAUCUCAAUUAUCCAUAAGUGCAUGUUGCAAUAUGGGCAGAGUGCCAUAGUGUGCUUUUGUUCUGUUUGUUUGUAUUUUGUGAUUUAAUGAACCAUGUAUUUGAAAAAAGCUUGUGUUUCUGUGAAGCACAUUAUAUAUUUAAUGUCCUAGAGUAAUUAUCUUCACAUUUAUUAGUUAUGUUAGUUUGAUUUCUCAUGUGCUUUGUUCAAACUACAUUUGUAUGGAAGUAUAGGGUAUUCAAUGGGCAAAGUUGAAUAUUUGAAGAUGUAUUGUGAAAGUUUGAGAUAAUAAUAUUGAUAACAAAACAUUUAAGAGCAAAAUUAACUUUCUUAUUGCACGUCCUGUACUGUUAACUAGUUAUUGCAUAAUAGACAAACUUAAGAUCUCAUUUCUCUCAGGAAGAGUUGAAAACUAUAUGACUACAUGUACAGGUUGGCCCAAAAUGCCAACCUCUAAUUGCAAGAAGAUACCACCAAAAUUAUGAAUGUUAUUCAAAAUUAGAGGGUUCCAUAUUUUGGAUCACCCUGUACAUGAAAGUUAAUUUUCAAUUACAAUGUUUCUGUUUUAAAUCUUUAGAUGCCAAAUCAAGUUUGUAUAUAAAAAUGUGAAUAGGACAGAACUAUUGUAACUUUGUAAAUAAUUAUUUUGUAAAAGUAUGAACUUAUUUGUAUAAACAUGUGUACAGUAGAAGAAAAUGCUAAGUUCCAAUGGAGAACUUUAAUAGUUAUAGUCGUAUUACAAUCAUUUAACAAUGUAAUUGAUCUUUGUUAUGAUUAUAUCAAGUCUUCUGUUAGCCUACAUUUCUCCACUAGAUCUGUCUUAUUAUUUUUCAUUAUUUUAUUCCGUCCAAAACAUGUUAAGUACAUGUUUGUAAUAAAUAAAUGUCAA